AGUUUGUCAACUUCACUUUGCUUUUGGUUAUUUAUUCGUGAUUUAUUAUUAUAUUAUUUAUUUGUUUUUAAUGCAUUUCGAAUUGUAUUUGCAUUAUUUAAACUGUCUGUCUGGUAUUUUGUCUUAAAUACAUUAUAAAGAAUAUAAGUUUAUAUUAUAUAUAUGUAAAACGUCGGUCAAAAUGCCAAGUCAGUACGAAGAGGAACGCGUUUGGGAAACAGCGAAUCAUAUGCAAUAUGAAGAAGAAGGCGGUGAAGAUGUUAUUGAGAACCCUGAAGAAGUUCUCCAGGAAUGCUUGGAGAAGUUUAAGACUCCCGAUUACAUUAUGGAGCCAGGAAUAUUUGGACAACUCAAACGGUACUUUCAAGCUGGGGGUAAUCCGGAGCAAGUCAUAGAACAGUUAUCAAUCAACUACAGUGCAGUUGCUCAAAUGGCAAACUUGUUAGCUGAAUGGCUUAUAUUGGGAGGUGUUAAAGUAACUGAAGUCCAGGCUAUGGUUGAGAAUCAUUUAAAAGAUAUGAUUUUAAAAACAUUCGACCCUAAAAAAGCAGACACCAUCUUUACAGAAGAGGGUGAAACCCCAGCAUGGCUGACGGAAAUGAUUGAACAUCCCACUUGGAGAUCCCUGAUUUACAGAUUGGCUGAAGAAUAUCCUGAUUGUCUGAUGUUGAACUUUACUAUCAAGUUAAUUUCCGACGCAGGAUUCCAAGGGGAAAUUACAAGCAUAUCUACAGCUGCACAACAAAUUGAAGUAUUCUCGAGAGUCCUCAAGUCUGCUAUAGUAGGAUUCCUUCAAAGUUCAGACGAUUGGCAGAACAGUGUAAAUGAAUGUGCUAAAAUGGUGUGCCAUGGUGCUCAUACUUAUGUGUACAGCCAAGUGAUUGUGCACAUCUUAUCUCAAGAACCAAGAGGAGGGGCAAUCAUGAAGAGAUUGAGCCAGGAAAUAACUCGUUGUGCCCAACAAAGCGGGCACGACGUGACGCCGAUCACGCUGGCGCUGACGGCGGGCGAGUCGUGGCGCCAGGCGCGCACGGCGCUGGCGGCCAUGCUGUCGCGCGGCGCUCUCAACCCCGCCGACAUCUCCGCGCUCUUCCGCGUCUAUACGCAGCCCGACCCGCCGCCCGUCCAUCUCAUACGCAUCCCGCAGUUCCUCGAGCUAUUAGUCGACGCCCUAUUCAAGUUGGGCAGCAAAUUGAACCCGGAGCACAAGUCGAAGUACAUGUACCUGCUGGCGUACUCGGCCAGCGUGUGCGAGGCGGCGGGCGGAGGCCGGCCCGCCAAGGACGAGCUCAAGGCCACGGUGCAGGCCAUCGAGAAGGUGCACGCCGUCUGCGGCAGCUCCGCCAGCUCCAGCGAACUCAUCGCGGAGCUGCCCACGCUCUAUCAUUGCAUAAGAUUUCCAGUGGUCGGUAUGGGCGUCCUCGUGUGGGUGGAAUGCGUGGUGACUGAGCCGUCCUACUUCAAACUGUGUACGGAACAUUGUCCGGUGCACUUGGCACUGCUGGACGAAGUGGCUUCGUGCCAUCAACUGCUGCACCACAGACUACUCAAGUUAUUAGUGCAGUUGUUCGAAUCGCCGCAAGACGAACUAGAAAUUUUAGUACAGCUAGAAUUAAAAAAGAUGUUACUAGACCGCAUGGUGAACCUGCUGAGCCGGGGCUGCGUGGUGCCCGUGCUGCGCUACGUCAAGCAAUGCUGGCAGCGCGGCGACACGGAUAUCUCGCUCAUACGAUACUUCAUUACUGAGGUAUUAGAUGCGAUUGCGCCGCCGUAUACUCCAGAGUUUGUCCAGCUUGUGUUGCCCAUGGUGGAGAAUGAAGAGAUCACGGGGACCAUGCGUGCCGAAGGCGAGAAUGACCCCGUUUCUGAGUUUAUAGUUCAUUGUAAAGCUCAUUACUUCGUGAGUUAAGAAGAAAACUGUGUCGGUGGACAAAUUUAUUUCAUUGAAGAAGUGAAAAUGACUGCAGUGCUUUAAAAUUAUUCUUAAAUAAAAGUAUAUAUAGUAUAUACAAUACAUGUUAUAGGAAAAAUCUUAUACAUUUGUUUGUAAUCGUAAAAAAAAUGCUCCUAUCAACUGUACCAUUCAAUGAGAAUUAACAUCUAUCAAUAUACUAUACAGUUACAAGCUCUCGCCCGCGGAUCCAACGUGCCAAAAAGUAUUCUAUCACAACCCUGGACUUUAUUAAUUACCUACUAAUUCCAUGAUCACAACUCACACCCAAUCAAACUAUCAACUACCACCAUAGGUUGAAAAACCAUAAACAAAUGGUGAGCACCUGAGAUAACAGAACUAUUUCAUACAAAUGUAUGUAUGUCUAAUCAGUAAAACGCUGUAAAGGUCAGGGUGCGAAUAUUCAUUCAGCAGUUCUGUUUGAUCGAAAUAGAAAAUAUGACGCUGUCUAUAGUUUCCAGUCUACAAAAAAACACAUUAAUUGCUCCAUUUUAGAGGUAAUCUUUCCGUCACAAAGACUAAACAGCUGGGCCAAUUUUGAUGAAAUUCGAAAUUUAAUUAUUGACCUGAGGUCACACAAGCUACCGCGGGCAAAAGCUAGUAAUUCAUAUUUUUAUAUACAUCGACUGAUAAGGGAUAAUCUAAAAUGAUAAUAUUUUGCAGAAUAAAUUGUUAUUAUUACUUAAUGAAAUAAAUUAUGUAUACAAUUUAAGAACUCUGUUCUUGUCGAUGGAUUAUUCACUAUUUUAAUUUACUUAUAUUGUCUACGCCAGUACACCACAACACUAGGCACGUCCCGCCCGAGAAAAAUAUAAUUAUCUAAUCCUUA
Molecule: messenger RNA, 2780 nt
Organism: Plodia interpunctella (Indianmeal moth)
Lineage: Eukaryota; Metazoa; Arthropoda; Insecta; Lepidoptera; Pyralidae
Gene: TH1
Product: TH1
Exons: 12
Coding region: 182-1909 (575 amino acids)
Biological process (GO): negative regulation of transcription elongation by RNA polymerase II
Cellular component (GO): nucleus; NELF complex
Molecular function (GO): RNA binding
Source: RefSeq, a predicted model, not a curated record